Caenorhabditis remanei is the source of this 1614-nucleotide messenger RNA. RefSeq lists its product as uncharacterized. Gene Ontology annotation, molecular function: acyltransferase activity, transferring groups other than amino-acyl groups. Gene Ontology annotation, biological process: polysaccharide biosynthetic process. Lineage: Eukaryota; Metazoa; Nematoda; Chromadorea; Rhabditida; Rhabditidae. The transcript has 8 exons. Bases 1 to 1614 code for a protein of 537 amino acids. The record is from RefSeq and is a predicted model, not a curated record. Gene Ontology annotation, cellular component: membrane.
AUGGAAAACUGCCUUAUCCCUUCUGAAGAUGUUGUUAAUUUGAAAUGUAAUACAACAGAUGAACAACCUCCUUGCUCAUGCUCCCCACAAUUAUUCGAUGAUACUUCAUUAUUACUCGUGCCAACAAUGAAAAAGAAGAAGAAAUUACUGAAGGAGAAGCGACAGGAUUUACAAGGGAUCCGUGGGUUGGCAAUUCUCUCAGUACUUGGAUUUCACUUUUUACCAUCUAUAUUUCCAAAUGGAUAUUUGGGAGUUGAUCAUGUUCUUCUAGGAAAUCGAAUUAAACAAUCAAUCAAGUAUUUUAUGACAUUUGUAAUGAUCGGAAUAAUGGUUUACCCAUACGAACUUUCUGAUAAAGUUAUGAGGCCAUUUUUCACUGUCACAACUGGAUUGCUGAUGACUAUCACGGAAAAUAACAGUAUUCUGUCAUCUGCACUGCUCACGUAUAUCGGCGAUAUAUCAUAUUCAUUGUAUCUGAUUCAUUGGCCAAUGUAUGCGUUUUGGAAAUUGGAUAUGAGUGAUGGAAGUGUGUGGAACGGUCAACUUAUUCUAGUAUUUCUAUUGGCUCUUCUCGUGUCGAUUCUUAGUUACGAAAUCUUCGAAAAGUAUGAGCAAGUUCGUUGUUUCAUGCAACAGCAAUCUUUCAGGUGGUAUCUGAAACUCGCUGCAAUACCGAUAACUUGUCUUUGUGUUUCAUUGUUUGUUUUGAACAUUCUAGUCUUGAACAGAGAUAAGAUUCAAGAUUGGAUAGCAAAUCGACAGCCGGGAAACUUCAAACGACUGGAUGGGCUGGAUGGAAACAGAACAUACAAUUUUGAAGAAUCUGAGUAUCUAAACAGACGGUGGUCCAAAGACGAUAUUAAAAAUUUGAUUCAUCCAACAUGUGAAUAUGAAACAGGAAAUGGACCAUUUGGAUGGUGUAGACAUACAGGUCUCAAAGGAAAAUUCAAGUUUAUGAUAAUUGGGAACAGUUGGGCAGCUAAUCAUGCUAGAAUUAUCUACGAGGAAUGCGGAUACAAAGCGAAAAGUAUUCUUCAAGGCUCUGCAAUUGGUUGUGAUCCGUUAUAUUCGUAUAGUUAUGGUGGAAAACGUUGCAAAGACAAUGUGAAGAUAUUCGAGAAACGAAUAGCAGAAGAGAAACCGGACUAUGUUUUUUUGUUGUCGAGGUUCAUUGAUAUCAGUGACUCUAUUAAUGCAACCAGUGUUGAAAAUGAUGUUAUAUAUCAGUCAAUGAAAAAACAAACUGAAAAGCUCAUGGAGAAUGUGAAAUACAAAAUGUUCAUUUUGACAUCGAUACCGGAAAUAGAGCACGAAAAUGUUGAGAAGAUUGUGAGAACUGUAAAAAACAGAAAGAAUCUUACCAAAUUUGAUAAGUCAUUUGUUCAUGCAUCUCCAGAAUCUGCUCGCCGCCGACAUUCCAAGCUUAUUGAAGACUGCAAGAGAUGCAUUCCAAUUGAUUACAAACCGUUAUUCUGGAAUACAACAACGAACACGUGGAGAUAUUAUGAUGUGAAGAACAGUGGAUUGAGUUAUAUGACACAGAUUGAUCAUUUGAAUUUUCAUGGAUUAGAACUUGUUCGAAGUCUCUAUACUAGUAUUUGCAAAAAACUUUAA